GGUAGGGUAUGAAAUAUGAGGUCCAAAAACCUUACCAUUUCCAAUAUUUGGAUAAGAGAGAAAUCUAGUAACAUAAUUCCAUUGGACCUCAUUCACUUCACCAUCUUUUUGUCUUACCAAUUUCUCAAACUCUCACUCACAAUCCAAGAAAAUCAAGCUCUAAACAAAUCAACAAUCAAGAAAAACAUGGCAGCAACAAUGGCCACAAUGGCAAUUCUCAACACUAAAUGCUUAACCAACAGAAACAUCAACAACAAACAAUCCCCACCCACAAAACCAGUCUCCCUCGCCCCAUUAAUCAAACCGCUCAAACUCGACCAAACCCAAGUUCUAACCGGCACAGCAAUGGCCGGAGCAAUCUUCUCUACUCUAAGCUCAUGUGAUCCAGCUUUUGCAGCUCAACAGCUAGCGGACAUCGCCGAGGGUGACAACCGUGGACUAGCGCUUCUUCUACCGUUGAUUCCGGCCAUUGCAUGGGUUCUAUAUAACAUACUUCAACCGGCACUUAACCAGAUAAACAAAAUGAGACAGACUAAGGGUGUCAUCGUUGGGCUCGGGCUCGGCGGGUUGGCCGCCACGGGGAUGAUGGCGGCGGCACCGGAGGCGUCCGCGGUUGAGCAGAUUGCGGUGGUUGGUGAGGCGGUGAGUGAUAAUAGGGGUCAGCUUUUGUUGAUUGUUGUAACGCCCGCGAUUCUUUGGGUUCUUUAUAAUAUUCUACAACCGGCUUUGAACCAAAUCAAUAAGAUGAGAUCUGGAUGAUUUAUUUGUGAGUGAUAUAAUCGAAUUUGGUGUGAUUGAUUAUGGUAGAAAUUUACUUGUAAUUGCACCUUACUAUGGUAAUUAAAUGAAACUCUUUAUUUUGA
This is a messenger RNA of Mercurialis annua (annual mercury), 863 nucleotides long. RefSeq names its product photosystem II core complex proteins psbY, chloroplastic. Gene Ontology annotation, biological process: photosynthesis; cell redox homeostasis. The record is from RefSeq and is a predicted model, not a curated record. Gene Ontology annotation, molecular function: manganese ion binding. NCBI's taxonomy places the organism in Eukaryota, Viridiplantae, Streptophyta, Magnoliopsida, Malpighiales, Euphorbiaceae. Gene Ontology annotation, cellular component: photosystem II; membrane; chloroplast thylakoid. The coding region runs from base 16 to 759 and encodes 247 amino acids. The transcript has a single exon.